CUUUUCCAUUGUCCAUUAAUAAUUUCAUAUACUUCUUGCUUUCGCCCUGGUUAGCAAGCAAAAACAAGAGCCCAGGCCUGCUAUUUCUUUUUUCCAUCCUGAAUUUAAGGUCUAUCUCCACGUCUUGAUGGAUUGGGACCGCAAUAGAAGGUUUGAUGAUCACCGAGGCGGGGAAAGCUAUCGCCCAGCAAAUAGAGGUUAUAUACGACGCAGUAGAUCUCCGCGCAAUCGAUCUCCUCGCCGACUUGCUGAUACCUGGGUGCCAUCUUCAAACCGAACCUACAAUCGAUUGCGAAGUCGCUCGCCACCAAGUUUUAGGCGCCGUUCAUCUCGAAGCCCUCCCUACUAUGGCAGGGAUGUUGGUCUUCCGUCUUACAAUAAAACGUGCUCCUCUCCGCGAAGAUUUUCUCCUAGACGGGAGCGAGCACCGGUGCACACCUCAUGGCGCCCGCGGUCGCCAUACACCGACGGCCGCUCGCGAGACUUUUCUCGGGGUCGUACAGCGUUUAGUCGGUCCCGAGAGAUGACGCCCACUAGCCAAGAUGCGAGAACUGACAAAAGAGAUCGUUCCUUAAUACCUUCCUCUGAGCAAUUUCCAAGGUCUAAUUCACGCCCGAGGCGCGGCUCACUACGUGAAAAUUUACCUCGUGCACCAGUGUCUUUUCGCUCCCGGAGCCCUCUCCACGAGCGCCGUGAUCGCUACUUAGAAGACAAUCGUUUUCAAAAACGGCGCUCCUUAUCGCCACGUAGUACAUUUUCAAAGCACACUUCAGCUCCAGGAUCCGGUUCAAACUCCAGACGCUCAUCGCCAUUUACAGACAGACCCCCCGCGUCGGAUCCCAGAGGACGGUCGCCGGCUGCUCAUUCUACAAGUCGUCAGCAGCUAACUAGGAAUUUGCGCAAUUCACCCACUCGUCAAGAUACCACCCCUUCCUUGGGAAAAGAUGAGUCACGAGACGGAACUCCUAUUCCUCGUCAGGAUCCUGCCAUGUCAACCAAUCGCGGAUCAGACCUUGAUAAGACCGAUCGAAGCGAUUCUUCCGAUCUAUACGGCAAAAACCCUAGUCAAACCAAUGCCACGCGGUUCCACAGCCACGCGAAGACACCACAUAGUGCGUUGCAGAGCCAAUCGCCUCCAUCUGGGCCAUCCCAUGGUGCCAAAACAUCGUCUUCGCAAAACCGAGGAUCGAGCAUUUCCUUGUUAUCAGCGCCGACACGCCCCCGAGGGGGGGCAAGUUUCAAGGAACUGAAUACAUUUGCGGGACCUACGGUGCGGCGCGGGCCUUUGACUCCCCAUGCUAACAUGCCCCCCUCCGGUCCACGUACAAAUCACGUACCAACAGGACCAAGUGCUGAAAUUCAUCGCCCUCAUGCCUACCGGCAAAACAGCCUUACAGCGCCGUCGUACCCGCGUACCCCCAAGUAUACCAGUCAUCUUGCGGGUCUUUGCUCCAUCAUCCCCGGGGGGAGGCUUCUUCCAUCUGCUUUAGAGCCUACAAUGGAGAAGCGCCUAUCACAAUUAGAUGUAGACAAAAUGCGACUCUUUGAGCAGAUCACAGAAAGCCAAAGGCUCAAGCGGACGGGUGUCAGAGAUUGGGAUAAAUUGGAUAGGGAAAGCUCUAUCUGUGCUCUGAAGAGCGAACUGGCGGAAGGGCACUUGCAGUGCAUAACAGACAGCGAAAGUAUGCAUGGUGCCGCGAUAUUUUAGGGAAUUAUUCAGGCGUGGGGUUGAUGGGUUGGCGAAUGACGCGAUGGUUUCAAUUAGUUGAGCAGAAUGAAAUUGGUGACUUGGCUAGUGCGCCGUU
Messenger RNA from Aspergillus steynii IBT 23096, 1805 nucleotides. RefSeq lists its product as uncharacterized. NCBI's taxonomy places the organism in Eukaryota, Fungi, Ascomycota, Eurotiomycetes, Eurotiales, Aspergillaceae. The coding region runs from base 128 to 1708 and encodes 526 amino acids. The transcript has 2 exons. The record is from RefSeq and is a predicted model, not a curated record.